AUGGAAGUGGAAAACAGUCAAAAACAACACGAAUUCGAAACCCCCUCGUCCUCCUCGGCUGCCACGCACCACUACUGCAAGGUGUGCAAGCGGAGGUUCCAUUGCGCCGGAGCUCUCGGCGGCCACAUGCGUUCCCACCACGCCGCCGCCGACAAGCCGCACCACCUCGAAGAUGAUUACGUUGUCAAGAGCUACCGGAGUAAGGCGGCGGAGGGGCAGAAGCACUCUUACUUCCUCCGUACCAACACUAACCGGUUUGUCUGUAAUCGAGAUCAAGAUCGUCAUUAUGAUAAUAAUAAUAACAAGAGCCUAGUGACAAUGCCCUCCCGAGAGGAGGAGGAUCUGGCGAAUUGUCUGGUCAUGUUGUCCUCCAAUGGACCAUUUGUUUUGGUGGACGAGGGAAACAAGGCUAAGGAAAUGGAGAAAGGGUUGUUCCAAUGUAAGGCUUGUAAGAAAGUGUUCAAUUCCCACCAAGCAUUGGGCGGACAUAGAGCGAGUCACAAGAAGGUUAAAGGCUGCUACGCUGCGAAGCUCGACAACGUUAAUAACGACAAUGAAUAUUAUUUAGACGACGGUGGUGCUGCGGCUGUGGGUCCCCAACAUUCCGAUUAUAACUCUCUCCCCUCUCCUCCGCCGCCGCUGCCGGCCACCGCGCUCUCCAGAAAGCGAUCAAGGGUGCAUCAGUGUUCCAUCUGUCACCGGAUUUUCUCCUCCGGCCAGGCGCUGGGCGGCCACAAACGCUGCCAUUGGCUAGCGUCGGGGAUGACGGAGGCCACUCUCAUACAAAACUUCCAAGAAAUCGCAGCAUACGAUCACAGCAAAUCGCCGCCGUUAAUCUUCAAGAACCCCGCGUUCAUGGCUACUCCUCCUCCUCACCCAUCGCCGCUGGAUCUCAACUUCCCACCUCUACUACCUAAACCCGCCGGAGACAUAACCAACGCCGGAAAAUCAAGAUUUGAACCGCCGGAGACACCAACAAGAAGCUAUAUGAAUUCCAAACUAUGGGGAACCGAGGAAUUCAGUAGUAUUAAUACUAAGAGGACGACCAACACCAAUCAUCACAAUCACCAUCAAAAUUCUCGAAACAACAUUCAAUUUGCUGAUGAGAAACCUAAGAUGAAAUCGCCAAAGCUAAGUGACCUAAAAGAUUUGAAAUUAGAUGGAGGAUCAGCUUCUGGGUGGUUGCAAAUGGGGAUUGCUUCUUCAACCCCAGACAUUGUUGCCUGCCAUGCUUUAAUUUGA
Molecule: messenger RNA, 1242 nt
Organism: Ipomoea nil (Japanese morning glory)
Lineage: Eukaryota; Viridiplantae; Streptophyta; Magnoliopsida; Solanales; Convolvulaceae
Exons: 2
Coding region: 1-1242 (413 amino acids)
Source: RefSeq, a predicted model, not a curated record